Molecule: messenger RNA, 2913 nt
Organism: Phyllopteryx taeniolatus (common seadragon)
Lineage: Eukaryota; Metazoa; Chordata; Actinopteri; Syngnathiformes; Syngnathidae
Gene: zmynd19
Product: zinc finger, MYND-type containing 19
Exons: 6
Coding region: 235-801 (188 amino acids)
Source: RefSeq, a predicted model, not a curated record
AGGAGGAAUGAACCGUUGGUGGCUCUAGUCAAGCUUUGGUUAAAUUGCCGUAUUAAUUAUCUUUAUUGGCUAACAAUUUAGCCUCGUUUGAACGGAUUUAGAGAAGGCGGCGGUGGGACGUCUUUGCUAGCGCCGCCGCCGCCGCCGCCACCACCAGGCAGUCUCGCGACAAAAUACACACUGAUUGAUGAACAGGACAUCCCUCUUGUGGAAAAUUACGCCUUUGAGGCACGCAUGGAGGUUGAUGCCGACGGUAACGGUGCAAAGAUCUUUGCCUAUGCUUUCGAUAUUGGCAAAGGCCGCUGGGCGGGAAGGCCGCUGCACGAGCUGCUCUGGGAGAAGCACCGAGGAGGCAUUGCCCCAAGUUUCCAAGUCAUCCACAUCAACUCUGUGACGGUUGACAACCGGCUAGACAACUUGCGACUGGUCCCUGUCGGCUGGAGUCCCAAACCAGAAGAGCUUUCCAGCAAGCAAAGGGAGCAGUCACUGUACUGGCUGGCCAUCCAGCAGGUUCCGGCCGACCCGGUGGAGGAGCAGUACCUGGAGCUGAGCCGUACACGCUACUACAACGCCAAUGGCGAGCUGGUGGAGGAAGAGGAGUGCUCGUGCACGUACUACGAGUGCCACUACCCGCCUUGUUCGCUCAUCGAGAGGCGGCUCCGGGAGUUCAACAUCUGCGGCCGCUGCCAAGUGGCGCGCUACUGCGGCUCGCAGUGCCAGCAGAGGGACUGGCCCGCCCACAAGAAGCAGUGUCGGGAGCGCAAGCGGGCCCUGGCGCUGGAGUCGGAACCGGAGCGGUGAUUGGAAAAAGGGAAGAAAAAAAGGCGUUUUGAUAUGCGGGUUGAGGGCACGGGGAAGGCGAGGGACUAGAACCACAGAGACAAUGGCGCUCGCCUCACUGGUGGAUUGGAAGUUGGUGAUGAACGAACAUGUGCGUACACUUCCAGAACUGGUUAAAUUCUCCUUGCUUCUCACGUGGACGACAGGGAAAGUUUUUGUUUUGUUUUCGUCUUUUGGGGUUUGGCGUCACCCUCCGAGCUCGACCUGCUGCUGCUAAUCGUAUCGCACGUGAGCGGUAACGACUCGUCUUGCCCACCAACUGGACCACACUCAGAUACGGACGCCAUCUUCUGUUCAGAUUGGAUUACACUAACAGUAUUUUGUGUGUGUGCGUUGUAUGUUCUGCCAAGGACUGUGGGUAUGUGUGCGCGCGCAUCUUCUUAAAAGGGGCCAUAUUCCAGUUUAAUUUUAUAUUGAAUCCAAUUAGACAUUUUCACUGUUCUCUAAUAAAGUAGCUGCGGAAUUGUGGCGUUUUUUUUUUUUUUUUAUAAAUAUCUUUUGUUUUGCAGCCGACGGUACAAACUGUCCAUCAUUUAAGUCACCUUUAUAUCUCCACUGUUUGUGAACAUCUCUGGUUCAUAUUUUUUAGAAUGUUGAUAAAGCAGGGUGUUCCAAAAAAAUGUUUGAUCUUUUGUCACAGCGUUUGCCUAGUAGCGUACUGGCAAUUCCCUAAGUCAUUUUUAAAUGUUUUCUGUCUUGAUUCAACCUUUGUAAAUUACCAUGACCUGGAUGACUGAGAAUCUUCACAGACAAAGGGAAACAAAGUUUUUUUUGUUUUGUUUUUUUAGCAAGCACAUUAGUUCUUUUAUUUGAUAGUGUCAGUAAGUUAAAAAUAACUUGGGCAAGUACACUAUUAGGCUAGCGAUAUGAAUAUGUUCAACAUGCACACCACCUGUGACACGACAUGUCUUCUGUUUUGCCUUGCACUUAGUUUAUUGUCCAAAUCUGCUUUCCAGUUGGUGUAUUUUUAUUGAAUAUCCUAUGAAAUGCUCACCACACACUCCUGUUUUACUGCGUUUGAAAACAUUCUAAUUCACAAAAUGCCUUUUGAUUGCUAGUGAAUGUCAUUCUUCCAGUAAAGCAAAGUUUUUAGACAUCUUGUUAAAAUUUGAGAUCACUUGAGCGACAAUUUGCUAUCAUUAGACCCUGAAGUGAAGUCAGAUUUUUUUGGAACACCCGGUAUUUUUGUUUCUGUCCAAUGAAAAUCACUUUUUUUUUUUUUCCUGUUUAUCUGAAACUGGCUUUGUGGAGAUUCAUUCAUGCUUUUCAUUGGGAAGCGGCCAUUUGGUACUUUUGGCUUCGCUAAUUAAUGAGAAAAAACAACGCUCUGUUGAAAUGAUUCACAAAUGGUGAAAUGAUUAUUUAAAUCCCUCCAACGGUAUUAUUGCGUGCGUAUGUGUCUUGGGGUCACUUUUUGUUGAAUAAAUUUUAUCAAUGGAGCUCUAUUUAUUUAAAAUAUUUGUGAAAACCUAUUUAGUGGUAGGGAUAUUUGAAGGCAAACUGAAGUGGACAAGACAGUAUGAGACAUAUUUCAGCUUUUUAUUUUGUAAUCCUUCUGGGUGUUAGGGCGGGGCACUAGAUUGUUUUUCACACGCCUUCCAGGUUCUCCGUACGAAAACACUGUUCACUGAAAUCUUCCAUAAGGUUUAAAAACUUGAAUCCCUCACCCCUUCUGUUUGGUUUCGCAUAGUUUUUUUUUGUUUAUUAACAAACCACCUUGUAUCCACUUUUUGCCUUCCUCCAUUUACCCACAAUGCACCUGCUUAGUCUGUCUUCGCUGAGGAGUCCAGACACUUGGCGCAUGUGUGCCCUAUGUUGACAUGCGACUCAUUGAUUGUGUAUUUUGUAUGUGUGUGUGAACAGGAUUUCACCACUGCACUAAAACUCGGCUCCCAUGUUAGUCCUAGAUGGGGUAUGAUUUCAACUUCCCCACCCCCAUGUUCUUUGUUUUUUUUUCAAGAAUAUGACAACGACUCACUUAGAAAUUAAGAGCUACAAUAUGUGAAUAGAGUCGGGCGAUAACACAGUUGCUUUUCCUAUGUAAAAUGAUGGUAAAAUAAAAAAUGAACCUCA